ACCCUGUAACACCCCUUGUUGUAAAAUUACAACGUUACCUUUAACCAUCCUAAAAAACAAUCUGUUAUAUUUUAUCUUAUUUUUUACCACAUUUACAUAGUCAUUGGGUCCUAUUGUUCAGUCUCACAAUGCUAUUGGAUCGUACAUUUGUUUAUAAGUCACGCCUUCUGGCCAUGAACUCACACAACCUCUCAAGGUUUCCUUCGAACAACAUCUCUUUGUUUCAUUGGACUGGAUUCAUCAGAUUCAAAAUGCCACCAGCAAGGAGAGAUCCGCGAUACAGUGUGCAGGAUGUGAUUGACAUGGUCCAAACUGGAGAGAGUGAGGUUGAGAUGGAACUCAAUGACACUGAUGAGAGUGAUGAAGACUCAGAUGAAGAUGUCUGUCAACAAGUGGACAAAGAAACCCAACCACCCAUGGACUGUCCAGCUGAUAAUUACGUGGACAUUGAGCCAAAAACAAACAAACACACCAUGCCCCGUGACAGGUAUUGCUGGCUGAAAAAAGAUUUCAUCAGUCCCAACACUGAUUUUUCUGGUGUGGAUAUCACAGGAGAUGACAUUUCCCUCCACACACCAUUGGAAUACUUCCGGAAGUUUGUGUCCGAAGACAUGGUUGAGGCUCUGACACAAAACACGAAUGAGUACAGCUUUCAGGCGCAUGGAACAUCUGUAAACACCACUGCAAAGGAAAUUGAAAAAAUGCUUGGCAUGUACCUGAAGAUGGGCCUGGUACAAAUGGCUGGAACCCGUAUGUAUUGGGAGACAGAGACACGGUACUCCCCUGUUGCUGAUGUGAUGCCACGCAACAGAUUCCAAUCCCUGUUGACGUCGUUACAUUUUGUAAACAACAUGACAGUAUCUGAGACGGAAAAGAAAGACAAACUAUGGAAACUCAGACCAUGGCUUGAUUCAUUCAGAGAGAAAUGCCUGCAGGUGGUACCAGAAGAGCACAACUCUGUGGAUGAGAUGAUGAUUCCUUUCAAGGGGAAAUUCAGCAGCAUCAAGCCAAACCCAUGGGGAUUCAAAGUGUGGGUGAGAACUGGAAUCUCUGGCAUGAUGUGUGACUUCGAUGUCUACCAAGGCAGUGUCAACGGAAUUCGAGCCAAAUCUGAACUUGGAUUGUCAGGUGAGGUUGUGAUGAAACUUGCUUCCACACUUCCAGAAGGUCAGAACUACAAAAUGUAUGUAGACAACUACUUCACCUGUGUUCCAUUAUUAGUGAAGCUCCUUGAUCGGGGAAUUCAUUACGUGGGAACAGCCAGGCAGGUGCGCCUACCCAACUGUAACCUAGAAGACGAGAAGAGCUUGAAGAGAAAGGGGAGAGGAAGCUAUGACGUCAGAGUGGAGGGGAAUCACAACAUCUGUGCUGUCAAAUGGUAUGACAACAGGGCCAUCACACUUGUGUCAUCCUUUGCUGGACCAGAACCUGUGCAGAAGAUUCAACGCUGGGACAAAGCCAACAGAACCUACAUUGAAGUUGAGAGGCCUUACAUUGUUGGUGCCUACAACAAGUACAUGGGAGGUGUGGAUUUGUUGGCCUCAUUUACAGCCAAAUAUAAGUUCCCCAUCAAAUCCCGUCGCUGGUACAUGUACAUCUUCUGGCACACCAUCAUUCUCGCUGUGGUCAAUGCCUGGCUCCUCUACAAGCGGGACUGUAAAGCUCUCAAGGUGUCUAGCAAAGAGACAAUGAACAGGAGACAGUUUCAGGCACAGCUAGCAUCCUCUCUCAUCCUGGUAAAUGCAACACUUCAAACUCCAAAGAGAGGAUGGCCAUCUUCAGGCAAAGGGAGCCCAGAAACACAGACAGUGACAUCAGGAAGCCCUCUGAAUGCUCAGAAGAAGAGACCAUCCAAGAGAUGUGCACACCUCCCAUUGGAUGUACGCAAGGACCUAGUUGCACAUUUCCCAAGGAAGACAGGGAGAGGACGCUGCAGACACUGCAACAAAGGAUACACCAACACGCAAUGCAGAAAGUGUGAUGUUCGCCUUUGCUUUUCAGAGGACAGGGACUGUUUUUGGGACUUUCACCAGUCAGAAAGUCAGUCAUGAAAAGAAAAAAAGAGGGAAAAAAAGCUAGAGUUUUAUCUUGUUUAAUCAUUUUUUUAAAUAAAUGACUUCAUAAAAA
This is a messenger RNA of Dicentrarchus labrax (European seabass), 2127 nucleotides long. Its product is annotated as piggyBac transposable element-derived protein 3-like. Lineage: Eukaryota; Metazoa; Chordata; Actinopteri; Moronidae. The record is from RefSeq and is a predicted model, not a curated record. The transcript is spliced from 2 exons. Bases 129 to 2051 code for a protein of 640 amino acids.